Triticum turgidum subsp. durum (durum wheat) is the source of this 816-nucleotide messenger RNA. The record is from the annotation of a GenBank genome assembly. Lineage: Eukaryota; Viridiplantae; Streptophyta; Magnoliopsida; Poales; Poaceae.
AUGGCAGGGGCCAGUGAUCCCUCCUUUGUGUCUGGCUAUCCAUACAGCUAUGACAUCUGCUGUGAUAAUUUGAAGGAUCUUAGGUUGGCUCAUAUUAUAACAGAGCCAGAAAUUGGACUUCGUUUUCUCCUGGGGAAGUGCAAAGCAUUGGAGACACUUUACCUGGAGUAUGUUAUUGGUCUAAAAGAGAAUGAGAUGAUUGCACUAUUUCAGAGGUGCAACAACCUCAAAACAAUCUCACUUCGGCUCAUGCCUCUGCAUUGUGAAGGUUAUGAGUAUAGGACGCCAUUGACUGAUGUUAGCCUUAAGGCUCUAGCUCUCAGUUGCCCUAUGCUUCAGGCUGUUGAGCUCACAUUCACAUUUUGCGAACCCGAUUGGCCUACUGAAAUAGGUUUCACACAAGAGGGCAUUGUGGCGCUCAUCCAAUCUUGUCCAAUUCGUGCUCUUUUGCUAAAUGGUGCCAGCAUUUUGUAUGACGAGGGGAUGGAGGGCCUCUCAUCCGCACAGUUCCUGGAGACACUUGAGCUCGUGGAUUGCAUGUCUGUAACUGAUGCUGGUAUUAGUCACAUUAUUCAAGCUCCUUGCAUGAGUAGUCUCAUCCUCCGCAAAUGUGAGAACGUGACAGAUCGUGGAAUGGCUGAGCUGGCACGUUCACAGAAGUUGGAGUCCCUGACCGUUAUAGGCUGCCGCCAGAUCUCUCAGGAAGGUGUGCAUGGUGCUGCCAAAUCAGUUUGCUACUUGGCAGAGAUUGAAAGCCACGACAGUCUAAAAGGAAUGAACAUGAACAGGAACAGGAAAAGACGUCGAUCGCCCUGA